AUGAAGAUGAACCAACAUUUCCAUCUUACUACCAUAAGAAAUGCCUUCUAUCCCCAAGCUGCUAUUGGGAUCUCAACCAACACCUUUCUGCUUUGCCUCCACAUUGCUGCUGUCUUUGUGGGCCACAACCCCAGACUCACUGACCUGCCCAUCACCCACUUGGCUCUCACACACAUCUUCAUGCUCUGCACCUUGGGCCUUUUGGCAUCAACAGACAUUUGGGACGUGCAGGAACUUCCAGGAGACUUCAAAUGCAAAGUGCUUAUCUUUCUGAACAGGGUCAUGAGAGGACUCUCCAUCUGCACCACUUGUGUCCUGAGUGUGCUUCAGGCUGUCACCAUCAGCCCCAGCAGCUCCUGGUUGGCCAACUUCAAAUUUAAAUCCACAAAUCCCAUUGUGUGGCUAUUUCUGUUCUUAUGGGUCCUCACCAUGUGCAUCUCUAGCAACCUGCUCCUCUGCACUGUGGCCCCACCUAAUAAGACCCAGCCUGAUCUUCUCACCCUCACUGAGCAUUGUUCCCUCCUGCUCAUGAGCUACAGAGACAGGAGCCUCUUUCUUGCCCUGAUGGCAUUUAGAUAUGUCUUAUUUCUGGGUCUUAUGGUUCUUUCCAGUGCAUACAUGAUAAUUCUCUUGCAUAGACAUGGACAGCAAUCUGUGUCUCUUCAUAGCUCCAGGUGUUCUCCAAGAAGCUCUCCAGAACAAAGGGCCACUCACUCCAUCCUGCUGCUCAUCAGCUGCCAUGAGAUCCUGUAUUGUUUGGACUCCAUCAUUUCACUAUUCAUAGGCAUGGCCUGGACCAGGGACCCCAUCCUGCUGCAUCUCCAAAUGCUUGUGGCCAAUGGCUACGGCACCAUCAGUCCUUUGGUGCUGAUCAGAGCUGAUACUCAAAUAAUAAAAGUUACCCAAAACAAAUGGAAAAACAAAGUUCAACUUCUGACUAACCUAAAGAAACUAUGUCACUGUCAUUAA
Sciurus carolinensis (gray squirrel) is the source of this 969-nucleotide messenger RNA. RefSeq names its product putative vomeronasal receptor-like protein 4. Gene Ontology annotation, biological process: G protein-coupled receptor signaling pathway. Gene Ontology annotation, cellular component: membrane. Bases 1 to 969 code for a protein of 322 amino acids. NCBI's taxonomy places the organism in Eukaryota, Metazoa, Chordata, Mammalia, Rodentia, Sciuridae. The transcript has a single exon. The record is from RefSeq and is a predicted model, not a curated record. Gene Ontology annotation, molecular function: pheromone receptor activity.